GUCUAUUGACUCGUUUCCAUCAUGAAGUUUUCCUCAAUUGGUAAAGCAAGCUCACUGGACUGAUCAACCUUGUUCUACAAAUUGCGCGAAGGACAAAUCAGCCAUGAGACUUCUUUGUCUACUGCAGCUAGUGUGCUUGGCUAGUUGUAGUGGUUCCAGAUCGAGAGACUGGGCUCAUCAUGGUGCUCCCAUGUUUGCUGACCUCACCGUACGUGAGAUGAAAGCUGUCCGGGCCUACCUGCAUGGAAUCCCAGAGCUGAAGCUCACCGCUGCUCGUAGCAAGACCCUAAUGAAGAACAGCAUCCUCCUGAUGGAACUCCAUUUGCCGAGGAAGCAUGAAGCCCUGAAGGUUCUGGACCGUGGACAUGCCAAACCCCCACGUCAAGCCCGGGUGAUCAUCCAGUUGGGGAACCAGACCAAUCCUAACAUUACUGAGUACAUUGUAAGUCCUCUGCCAUCUCCGAACUCCCACGAAGUCAAGACGUUCAAGGGAGGUAGACCUAUCCGCUUUGAGUCUAGGCCUAUUACCUCCGCAGAGUAUUCCCAUAUAAAUCACAUCCUUGAGAAGAUCACUAACAAAGCUCACAAACUCCUGCUUGAGACCACAGGGGGGUUUUCUUUCACUAACUGCUCUGACCGCUGCCUGACAUUCUCAGACAUAGCCCCCCGAGGCCUGGGUCCAGGUGAGAGGAGAACCUGGAUCAUGUUGCAGAAGUUUGUCGAGGGCUUUUUCAUCCACCCAGUUGGAUUUGAGGUACUGGUCAACCACCGGGACCUGGAUCCAGAAAAGUGGACUGUCGAAAAGGUCUGGUACAACAGCAUGUACUUUGACAGUCUUGAGGAGCUGGUAGAAAAGUAUGAAUCAGGAGAGGUGGAGAAGUUCAAACUGCCCAAUCAUGACGAUAAUGACCUCUACUCCACUUACAUCCCACGGGGUCAAAGCAAUACACCCACUAAUAUCAAUGGGCCAAAGCUCGUUGAGCCUCAGGGACAUCGCUAUCACAUUGACCACAAUUUUGUUGAAUAUGCAGGGUGGUCUUUCGCCUACAGAGUCCGCUCAUCAGCUGGGCUUCAAGUCUUUGACCUCCGUUUUAAUGGAGAAAGAAUUGCCUAUGAGAUCAGCCUCCAAGAAGCUAUUGCCUUCUAUUCUGGUGAUACUCCCGCUGCCAUGCAAACAAAGUAUAUUGACGCUGGCUGGGCAAUGGGCACCUCUUCUUUCGAGCUAGCGCCUGGAAUUGACUGUCCAGAAAUUGCCACCUUUGUUGACCUGUAUCACUACUUUGACACGGACAAACCUGUGCAGCAUAAAAAUGCUCUUUGCAUUUUUGAGAUGACCACUGCUAUGCCUUUGAGAAGGCAUUUCAACUCCAAUUACAAAGGAGGGUACAACUUUUACGGGGGCCUGGAAAACACUGUGCUGGUGCUGCGGACAACCUCGACGGUUUACAACUAUGAUUACAUCUGGGACUUCGUCUUCUACCAGAAUGGGGUGGCGGAGGUAAAAGUCAGCGCUACCGGUUACAUCCAUGCCACUUUCUUUACACCUAAUGGACUUCACUAUGGUACCAAGGUGUAUGACUAUGUGCUGGGAAAUCUGCACACGCACCUCAUCCAUUAUAAAGUGGACCUGGAUAUUGCUGGUCGAGAGAACAGCUUUGAGACAUUGGAUCUGAAGUAUGUCAACUUUACAAAUCCGUGGAGCCCAGAGAAUUUCGUCGUCCAGUCCCAACUCCAGCGGACAGAGCGCAAGACCGAGCGAUCAGCCACUUUUUCCUUUGGCAAAAAGUUCCCCCGCUAUGUGAACUUCUACAACCCCAAUGAGAAAAACAAAUGGGGAGACAAGAGGGGUUACCGCAUUCAGUUUAACUCACAUGCCCACAGUGUCCUCCCAAGAGGCUGGAGAGAGGAAAAAGGCAUCAGUUGGUCAAGGUAUCCUCUGGCUGUGACUCGUCACAAAGAUAGUGAAGCCACCAGUAGCAGCAUUUUCACCCAGAAUGAUCCCUGGGAACCAGUCGUGUCUUUUGAGGACUACAUCCGCAACAAUGAAGACAUAGUUAACCAGGACCUGGUAGCCUGGGUGACGGUGGGCUUCCUGCAUGUGCCUCACUCAGAAGACAUUCCCAACACGGCGACGCCCGGUAACGCAGUAGGCUUCUUCCUUCGGCCAUUCAACUUCUUUGACGAAGACCCUUCCGUGGCAUCCAGAAGCACUGUCAUUGUGCGUCCAGGAUUGGACGGCAAACCCAAAGUCCAGAAAUGGACAGCUGAGGUCAUAGAUUACUGUGUGCCAGACAAGCCAUUCUCUUACAAUGGCACAUAUGCAGGAGUCUAAAGAGUAUUUUUUUGGAGAGGGGGAAGGGGAGGGGGGGGAUGGUUCAGAAAGAGUUUUUUCAUCUAUAAUAUCAUCAUCUCAGCAUAAUCACACUUGAAGUAUAUAGUACACAGAUGUAUUCAAUGUCACAACCUCUUAUGGGUUUUAAAGAUGUAAGGAUAUCUAUGUAACAUAAAAAUAACCAAGAACAUUUUAAAAAGGGAAAAAACAUAGUCAUACCAAAGAAAUCUGUUUUCAUGUUCAAUUAUUUAGCUGCAAACAUUUCUAAAUCUCAUAAAUGCACAUAUCCAGUUGCAUUCAGUAUCAUUACACAUGAAACAGUAAAUCCCAUGUGUACAAAACAUACAGAUUUCAAGUGUAUCUUAAUGUUAAUGCACCAAACUCAAAGGGGGAGUGGGUCACCAGGGGCCUUGAGGGCUCCUCUAAUCCCAUGUUUGGUCUCCAUGGCUGUGUUUUAGUAGCAGCAAGCAUCCAGGAUGCAGGAUGCUCAGUAUCCGCCCUGCUUGUGGUCAAAUGCAGCUCCCUCAGCAGGCUCCUCCUGCCUCCACGGGGGGAAUGUUUUCCAUAGAGAGACAACAGGCCUUACACAGCAAACAGCCUGGUUCCGGAUCCUUCCGUGCAAACAGUCCAGGAUACCACCUGGCCCCGUCGCCUGGAAACCUAACAUUAACAACAUACAAUGUGACACAAUGUCCAGAAGAAUCAGCAUCAUGUGACAGUUUUGUCUCAUAUGUAUGCAUUCUUGACAUAGCAGUGGCAACCAAAUAAUGAAUAAAACAGAUGAACUGGUUUUAAUCAUAAUGUGUGUUUUUGAUUGAAACCUUUAUUUAACAAACAAUUAUUAAUAAGUACAGGUCCAUCUUAGACCCCAAACAAAAACCCAAAAAGGAGGUGAAUUUUGCAUGGGCUGGUUUUGUUUGACGGGUAAACAAGAAAUUCUUAAGUAACGUGAAAGGAA
Molecule: messenger RNA, 3290 nt
Organism: Gasterosteus aculeatus aculeatus (three-spined stickleback)
Lineage: Eukaryota; Metazoa; Chordata; Actinopteri; Perciformes; Gasterosteidae
Gene: aoc1
Product: amine oxidase copper containing 1
Biological process (GO): amine metabolic process; response to antibiotic
Cellular component (GO): plasma membrane
Molecular function (GO): quinone binding; copper ion binding; primary methylamine oxidase activity
Source: RefSeq, a predicted model, not a curated record